This is a messenger RNA of Corticium candelabrum, 371 nucleotides long. RefSeq lists its product as uncharacterized. Lineage: Eukaryota; Metazoa; Porifera; Homoscleromorpha; Homosclerophorida; Plakinidae. The transcript has 2 exons. The coding region runs from base 4 to 345 and encodes 113 amino acids. The record is from RefSeq and is a predicted model, not a curated record.
GCAAUGGCGAUGCUGCUUGUCCUGCUUGCCUCCCUCAUCGCUGGCAGCAGCAGCUACUUUGUACCGCCUUCGUCUGUAGAUUUUGAGUUUCCACAGCCGGCAUUCAGUAAUGGUACGUGUGGGACGCCAUCGGAAUCGUAUUUCGACCCAGCAGACGGCAUCAACAAGACGUGUGAUGCAACAAAUUCUUUACUCGCUCAUCCACCGGAAAAUAUCGUGGACAACGACGGUGCAACGUGGUGGCAGUCAAAGAAAGGCGUGGACAUGGCUCAGUUAGAGCUGAAUUUGACUGAGUUUCGUACACUGCUUGUACUUCUGGGAAAGGUUUCUUUUGUGAACGAAUGAGCGUUUUCGCACUUUGCUAUUGUAGG